AAGUUUUCAGCAUUGAAUUACGUCGACGUGACGUGAUGUCGACACGGAGCACGCGUGCGCGCUUUCGGACACGUGAAGCGGACAGCAUGGCCGAAAACACAGAUUUGGAGUUAGACCGGGCACAGGUGAAGAAAGCCAUCCAAGCCCUGCAGGCUUUCCUUAAAACGAAAGCCGGGGGAGACAAUCUUCUUCUGGACGACUCACAGCAUAUCAGUCUCCUGUUCACGCUGUGGAAGAUUCCCAAAAAAGCUCAGACUAUCCGCAUUCCUUUGCCCCACGGCCAGCGAUCCGACACAGAGGAGGUUUGUCUCUUCACAAGAGAUGAGCCCAACAUGACUUCAGAGCAGACACAGAGGUUUUACAAGAGGCUGCUGGAGGAAAGAGGAGUCAAGUACAUCACCGAGAUCAUACCAUACAAGGUUCUGAAGACAGAGUACAAACCAUACGAGGCCAAGCGCCGCCUACUGGGCAACUUCGACAUGUUCCUUUCCGAUGACCGUAUCCGUCGCCUGCUGCCAUCUCACCUCGGGAAACAUUUCUAUGAGAGAAAAAGAGAGCCGAUGUCCGUGAACCUGCAAAGUAAAAAUCUGGCCAGAGACAUCCACAGAGUGAUUCAAGGCACCAGCGUAAAAGUCAACAACAAGGGCUGCUGCUGUAUGGCGCGUGUCGGUCACUCUGGAAUGACUGUAGACGAGAUCACAGAAAACAUUGAGGCUGCAGUUAAAACGAUGAUGGCCAAACUGCUUACGAAAGGGCCGGUGAUAAAGCUGAUUCAUGUGAAGAGCCAGACGUCGGUGGCUCUGCCCAUCUACACCUCGGAGCUGAGCCACCUCACCGCGCUGGAGGAGGCGAAAACCGCUCAGGCGGCCAAGAAGAAAAAAGCUAAAGACAAAAAGCAGAAACCGAAGGACAAUUCCGAGGAGGCAAAGAAAGAAGAUACUGCUGCAGAGAAGACGGUGAACAAAAAGAAGGCAGAGGAUGAAGAGGAGGACGAAGAAAUCCCACAGCUGGUUCCCAUAGAAACACCCAGAAAGAAACCUAAAGUGGAGAAGCCGUUGAAGAAGAAGAAGCAGCAGAUGGAGAAAGCACCCAAACCCGCUGCAGUGAAGAAAGGAAGAAAAGCUCAAAAGAAACUCGCCAAGAAACCUGGAAAAAAGGACUCCAAAGUCAAAAGGAAAGUGCCAAAAGUGAAGUGAUGCGGAGUGGAACAUCAUGGACUUAAAACUACAAAUCAGAGGACCACAUUGUUGACAGUGUGAUCUGUACAUUCAGUCUGUUUUUCAUCAAUGAACCAUAUUAUAAAUUUACCUGGAGUCAG
Messenger RNA from Salarias fasciatus (jewelled blenny), 1318 nucleotides. It is a transcript of the gene rsl1d1, whose product is annotated as ribosomal L1 domain containing 1. Bases 36 to 1196 code for a protein of 386 amino acids. The transcript has 9 exons. Gene Ontology annotation, molecular function: RNA binding. NCBI's taxonomy places the organism in Eukaryota, Metazoa, Chordata, Actinopteri, Blenniiformes, Blenniidae. The record is from RefSeq and is a predicted model, not a curated record.